This is a messenger RNA of Tripterygium wilfordii, 901 nucleotides long. RefSeq names its product NAC domain-containing protein 55-like. Gene Ontology annotation, molecular function: DNA binding. NCBI's taxonomy places the organism in Eukaryota, Viridiplantae, Streptophyta, Magnoliopsida, Celastrales, Celastraceae. Gene Ontology annotation, biological process: regulation of DNA-templated transcription. The record is from RefSeq and is a predicted model, not a curated record. The transcript is spliced from 3 exons. Bases 1 to 801 code for a protein of 266 amino acids.
AUGCUCCCACGUGGGUUCAGGUUCAAUCCAACUGAUGAGGAGCUGAUACAAAUCUUGAAGAGUAAAGUGUUGGGGGAAGAACUAAUUCACUUGCAUUUCAUUGUUGAAGCUGAUGUUUACAAGCAUGAACCACAACAUCUUCAAUGGAAUCCGGUGGUUACUGUAAACAAGAAUGAGAGGUACUAUUUCUGUAAGAGAGAGAGCGAGUCUCGCGAAGUAUCUGGUCGAGGGUGGUGGAAAGCUACAAGCCAUGUCAAGAAAAUUUACGAGGAGGAGGUUCUCGUGGGUUACAAGAGGCCCUUGACAUUUCAUAGGUUUCGAGCUAUGAACCAAAGAAAUCGAGAAAAUGCCAUCAAGACUAAUUGGAUUAUGCAUGAGUAUACACUCGAUUCUAAUGCAAAGGAAUGGAGACUUUGUAAGAUUAAAUACAAGGGAAAGCCAACUAUACAAGAAGAGUUGGAGAAUGCGAGAACAAAUUGUUUGUUGAAGAGUAGUAGUGAUUUUGAAGCUGGAAAUUCCAGCUCAACAGAAAAUCAUCAGCUGCCGGAGGCACAAGUAGCCUUGCAUUUAGUGAAUUCUUCUGCCAUGCCAAAUGUAGAUCAUAGUAGUGAGUUUGGACCUGAUUUCUGGCAAGAAAUGCAGUUGGAAAUGAUUGAUCAUCAUCAUCAUCAUCAUCAUCUUGAUAAUAAGCUCCAACCACAGCCUUCAGAGAUGGAUUAUCCAUUGAUGAUGAGCUCUGUUGGUGAUUCGGAGCCUACUCAUGAAGAACAGUUCCCUCCUCUAUGGUCCUGGCAGGACUAGAAGAAUUUAUUUUCUAUGAAUUAUCUGAUAUAUGCAAUAUGUGUGAGCUAGAUGAUUUCAAUUCUUCUAAUGUUAACUAGUUCUAGCUGUAUGUAAAUAC